AUGUGUAUUAGAGUAACUUGUGGUUACUUGAUUUUGUUGGGUGAGGAAACCAACGACUUUUGGCUUGUGAAUCUUAUCACAAGGCAUGAACUUCAUUUCCCUAAUGUCCCCGAUGAAUUCUUUUGUUGCCUUGGAGAUGUCAGGGUUAUCCUUGUCUUUUCACCUUCAAUACUUGGGUGGGUGUUUGUUGUGAUAAAUAUAUACACUAUUAAAAUAUGGUUUUCACUAGCGGGUAAACAAGAAUGGACUCAUGUCUCCUCCCCUUUUUACAUUCAUGAUUUACAUGUUUUCAAGGGGAAGAUAUAUACCAUAAACUCUAUUCUUCUAUCGUAUCAAGUGAGGCUAUGUGAAAUGAGACUCUAUCCAGAACCUAGAUUGGUGGUACUCGAGACCGAGAGUCUUCCAAAACCAAAUUUUAGACUUCCUGAGUUUGUCAGUUGUGGUGAAAAACUUUAUGUGAUAAAUCGGGUUUCAAAACAUCCUUACAAGAUUCAUGAACUAGAUUUUGAUGAAAUGAAAUUGGUGUCACGUAAAAAGACAGGACAAGAAUAUACAUUCUUUCUUAGGGACUGGAAGUAUCAUAAUCCUGAUGUUAUGCAAGAGUUGUGGGUUGACGUUAGCUCACAGUACGGGAGAUAUGUUGUCACUGAUCAAUGUGGAAAAGGCAAGUUCUUUCAUGCAAGCAUGUGGUAUUUCUUCCAUGAUUUUUUAAUGUUAAUCUCCAACAUGAGUGAUGACUUGUUAGCACGUUUAUCUUAA
This is a messenger RNA of Lactuca virosa, 759 nucleotides long. The record is from the annotation of a GenBank genome assembly. Lineage: Eukaryota; Viridiplantae; Streptophyta; Magnoliopsida; Asterales; Asteraceae.